CCCUCCCGCCCAGGCGCCAGAGUCGCAGUGGGCGGGCCUACGUGCUCCGCCCGCCGUGCGCCUGUGCGUGAGUCCGGCCCCCGCCGCUCGCGAGCCACCCGCGAGCUCACACCGGUUUCUGUCUCCAUCCUCUGCUCGCGGGUCGCCAUCGCCGUCAUGCUGGGCGCCGCUCUCCGCCGCUGCGCUGUGGCCGCAACCGCCCGGGCCGGCCCUCGAGGCCUCCUGCACUCCGCCCCGACCCCCGGCCCCGCCGCGGCUAUCCAGUCAGUUCGCUGCUAUUCCCAUGGGUCAAGUGAGACAGAUGAGGAGUUUGAUGCUCGCUGGGUAACAUACUUCAACAAGCCAGAUAUAGAUGCCUGGGAAUUGCGUAAAGGGAUAAACACACUUGUUACCUAUGAUCUGGUUCCAGAGCCCAAAAUCAUUGAUGCUGCUUUGCGGGCAUGCAGACGGUUAAAUGAUUUUGCUAGUACAGUUCGCAUCCUAGAGGCUGUUAAGGACAAAGCAGGACCUCAUAAGGAAAUCUACCCAUAUGUCAUCCAGGAACUUAGACCAACUUUAAAUGAACUGGGAAUCUCCACUCCAGAGGAACUGGGCCUUGACAAAGUGUAAACCUGAUGGAUGGGCUUCCCAAGGAUUUAUUGAUAUUGCUACUUGAGUGUAAACAGUCACCUGGAAAUACUGAUGAUAACAUAUUACCUUAUUUGAACAAGUAUUCCUUUAUUGAGUACGAAGCCAUGUAAUGGUAACCUGUACUUUAAUAAAAGGGAAAUGAGUUUGAACUUAAAUUA
This is a messenger RNA of Sapajus apella (tufted capuchin), 788 nucleotides long. Its product is annotated as cytochrome c oxidase subunit 5A, mitochondrial. The transcript is spliced from 5 exons. Gene Ontology annotation, cellular component: mitochondrial inner membrane. Bases 157 to 609 code for a protein of 150 amino acids. Gene Ontology annotation, biological process: mitochondrial electron transport, cytochrome c to oxygen. Lineage: Eukaryota; Metazoa; Chordata; Mammalia; Primates; Cebidae. The record is from RefSeq and is a predicted model, not a curated record.